AUGAUUGGAUGGUAUGUAUUAAGCGUAGUUGCAAUUAUUCAAUUGCAUCGUAGUUCUAUUGCUGUGAACGCAAUUCCGAUUGCCUCUCAAGUUCGUGGAUCUAACGAAGUAGCCGUUUUUGGGCAUUUGAACCCGGACACAGACUCCAUUGCUACAGCGAUUGGAUAUGCAGCUUUGCUGCGAUCUAUGGGUAUCAAUGCGAAAGCCUAUCGUCUUGGAGAUCUCAAUAAAGAAACUGAAUUUGUACUGAAUACGGCUCAAGUACAAAGCCCCGAUGUUUUAUCCGAAGAUAUUCCUGACGGUUCUGAGGUUGUCCUGGUUGAUCAUAAUGAGCGCCCACUUCUCUUAUAUUCUAGAUCGGUUACAACAACGAACGACGAUCGAAACAUUGUAACUUAUCUUCAGCCGAUUUCUGGGAUUACUGACCUGCAAUCAUACGUCGAUAACCUAUUUGAAGCCAAAAGUGAUUUAGCAGGAUUGACGACGGAAGAAAUUGUUCUUCGGGAUUAUAAAAUCUUUGUUUUUCAAAAUCAGAAAUGGGGUAUCGGUGUAGCUGAAACGUGGUAUCCGGAUUAUUUGCUCAACCAAAAAGACGAACUGCUCCUAGAAAUGGUCAAAGAAAAAGGCAGGAGCAAUUUAACUGGUAUAUUAUUCUCAAUUAUUGAUAUACUCAAUGAGAAAAAUCUAAUGUUAAUACCUGGAGAACCGGAAAAUACUGUGGUACGAGCAGCGUUCAACGUAGACGUUACAGAUCAAAUGGCUGACUUAGGCGCAAGACUCAGUCGCAAACUACAAAUUAUUCCACCACUCGAAGUAUACUUCAAUAAAAGAGCCUAG
This is a messenger RNA of Rotaria socialis, 837 nucleotides long. Lineage: Eukaryota; Metazoa; Rotifera; Eurotatoria; Philodinida; Philodinidae. The record is from the annotation of a GenBank genome assembly.